Molecule: messenger RNA, 2424 nt
Organism: Penicillium oxalicum
Lineage: Eukaryota; Fungi; Ascomycota; Eurotiomycetes; Eurotiales; Aspergillaceae
Product: MINDY family deubiquitinase
Exons: 3
Coding region: 1-2424 (807 amino acids)
Biological process (GO): protein K48-linked deubiquitination
Cellular component (GO): cytosol; cell periphery
Molecular function (GO): cysteine-type carboxypeptidase activity; cysteine-type deubiquitinase activity; K48-linked deubiquitinase activity
Source: RefSeq, a predicted model, not a curated record
AUGUCGCCAGAAGAAGCACAGCAGUCGUCAGGCCGUUCGCCGGCCGGUCGGCCGCACAAUCCGUGGACUGAGAGCACAGAGGAUCGUACAGCAUAUGAAUAUGAAUACACAGCAGCAGCAACUGGGGCGACACAUCCUGAUGACUCAACGCAGGACAUAAAAUAUAUGCCGCCGGCUUUGCAAGUGGGCCAUUAUCCGUCAACGGACGAUCACUGGGACCAAGCCGUUCAGCCAGCCUUGCGUCGUCAAAACGACGCCAAUGCCGAGUCACCUGUUCAUCUUCAAUCAAAGAAUCCAUUUCUCAAAACGCGCCGUGCCGAACAGAGUCAAGACUGGGUGAAUUCAGAUGAAUGGGAUGAUCAGGGUGGGCUCAAUUCUGCAAACCAUGACCACAUGCACCAAGCAGAUGGAUUUAUCCCGAUGACCGCGCGUCUUUCUAUAGGUGAUGACGCAGAAAAUAGAGUAUCUCCCUGGGCAAAUCACCAGUCUACUCGCGUGGACGCUCCUCGCCCAGUCUCCGUAAAUCCGCCUUACGAAGCUUCCCCUUGGGGCUCGCUGUCUACCAACAAUGUCUUGGGCUCCCAGAUUAUAUACGACGAGGAAGGUCGUUCGGCGACAAAUGCACAAAACCUCGUUCCACAACCCUUCCAUGCCGGGGGAAAGAGUGGGUUGCAACCACCCAGGGAAACGGACAGACCAGCAUCAGAUGCCGGCUUAAAGGCCCCGUCUUUGGUUUCCAGUGCCGCCUCAGCUUUGUCGCACGAAUUGAUUGAUCUUGAGGUCGUCGAUACCAAGACAGGACGAGGACACGGUUCCCAGCCAGGUGGUCCGGACGAUCUGUUCUUCGUAUCUGGGCAAGUGGUAGAUCAUGGUGAUGCAGUCGCCCAACAGCCUGAUUUACCGCCGAGUCACAUGUCGCAAGAUAGAGCUCCAUCUCUCCCACGCAGAAAACUCUCUCCUGCAGAAGAGGCCAGACAGAGGGAACAGCGAGCUGAAACGUAUACGAUCCGAAAAAUCAAUUGGACCAAUCACAAGGGUCAUCUUGUUCUGUCGCCUAUUUUGACGCAGAACAAGAAUGGCCCAUGUCCGCUACUUGCGCUUGUCAACGCGCUCGUUCUGAAAGCGGACCCCGACGCAGAACCGCCCAUUUUGCGCGCAUUGAAACGACGUGAACAGAUAUCGCUGGGGUUGUUGAUCGAGGCUCUUUUCGACGAGCUUACGACGUCUCUUGGGCCUACGGAUGAAUUCCCCGAUAUUGAGGUCCUCUCCCAAUUUCUGACGAUGCUGCACACGGGCAUGAAUGUCAAUCCCCGGCUGACCCUGGAAACAAUGACCUCCCUGGGUACUUUUCAGCAGACUCACGAUAUGCAGUCAUACAGCACCUUUGGUAUUCCUCUAGUUCACGGCUGGCUUGCCUCGUGGUCGAGUCCCGAACACGCCGCUAUGACCCGAUUGGCGCAAUACCAUGAGGACAUUCAACUCCUGCCAUUCCGUCAGCAAGAUUACGAGGAUCGUAUCAUGCGGGGGGACUCACUGACUGCCGACGAAGAACGGAUCAUGGCCGACAUUGAAACCAUCCAGAAUUUUGUCCAGAUUGAGAACGUCACCCAGCUGAGCCCCUUUGGUCUGACGCAGUUAUCGACCCAGUUAGCCCCAGGGUCGAUUUCCAUCCUCUUCCGCAACGAUCACUUUUCGACGCUGUACAAGCACCCGCAGUCUCAAAACCUUUACACGCUGGUGACCGACGCCGGCUAUGCCAACCAUGCCGAGGUUGUGUGGGAAUCGCUCGUUGACGUGACAGGUUUCAACUCCCAGCUGCUUGCUGGUGAUUUCCGUGUUGUCAGUCAUGAUCCUCCUCGCUCAGCAGGUUCUGAGAGUCCCGUUGGCCCUGCGGUCCCGCCGCGGCCGAACGUGACGACUUCCAUCUCCCCAUCGAGCGCUGAAACCCCCCGGCGACCUCUGUCUCGACAGGAACAGAGUGAUGCAGACUAUGCCUUUGCUCUGUCGCUACAGUUCCAAGAAGAAGAGCGGCGAGAACGCACCGAGGACCAGUCCAGCAGGGAUGUACCGACUGCGACCCCUCCGCCUCCUCGCGCUCAUCGCCACUCGGUGCCCGUUCGUUUCAGCGGGCCUGCAGUGCACAUGGACAACCCCCCUACCCGAACCUCCAGUACUGGCCUGCGAGCUCGGCCACCUCCGGGCUCUUCUGGCGCCAACGAUCCUCACGCCCCGCCCCCGCCGUAUGAACGAUCGCCGAGCGGCGCUCCAUUUUCGCCCUCGUCGCCCGCAGGUCCGACAUUUGAUCAAAUCGAUCCGUCUCUGUCAGGUUCUCGAAACCCGCGUCAACGAUACUCGCAGCCGGUCCCCCCGGGUCAUCGACAUGGUCACGAGCGACCGAAAAACAAAGACUGCAUUAUGAUGUGA